Molecule: messenger RNA, 2205 nt
Organism: Theileria equi strain WA
Lineage: Eukaryota; Apicomplexa; Aconoidasida; Piroplasmida; Theileriidae
Exons: 1
Coding region: 1-2205 (734 amino acids)
Source: RefSeq, a predicted model, not a curated record
AUGGAGGUAAAUAAGCCUAUUAAGGGUUUCAUCAAACUUACCCAUAAACUCAAAAGUGGAGGAGCGUUUAAGCUAAAAAAGGAAGUAGAUGGAAGUACGAUAAUAGAAGUAAAUGGAACGGGAGGACCAAGAAAACCCAUAGAUAAUGUCAUAGAUGUAUCUUUAUACUACUGGGAUGGAGCUCCAGAUAAUCCUAUCCUACUUGGAAUCACGAAGAAGGAUGAACCGCAACCUACAUUCUAUGGCAGGGCAAGAGGUUACAAAACUUGGAGGAAUGGUACAGUACCUAAUAUGAAUGAACAACAAGCCUUAGAUAAUCAGAACUGUCACAAUAAUGGUGCUGUCCCAUUUAAUAUACAAGAUUCUCGCACAGGUAAUUUUCUCAAAGAUAAUAAAAUCACCUGUGUAAAGAAUAUCAGAAAGAUAGAGUCUACAUCAUCACUUAACCCCCCAGGUAGCGAAUACAUUGCUACAGGGUAUAUGAUUACUGGUCAUGAUACUAAGAUCUCUAGAGUUACAUAUAAGGAAAAAUAUACUACUGAUCUUACUCCUCCCACUUAUUCGGUUGGUGUAAUAAGGCUGUAUUCAUAUCUAGGUGCUAUAAAUGUACCUUUAAUGCUGGAAUUUAAGUCAUCGAACGAUGAAACAUCUAGGUGGUUUUAUAGCACAGACCUCGACGGAAAACAAUGGAAAGAAUACGGUAGUGGUAACAAUGGUUUUUACGCUGAUACAGACAAUUCUAAACCUACUAUACAACUCUCCGAACAACUCGAUAAAGUAUUAUGUUUUCGGUAUAGUAAUGUAACCAUAAAUCUUACCAAGACUCACUCUGAGCAUCACGCCACUGGUGGAGAUAAAAACAAGUACUGCUGUAAUGAGCAUAAGAACGAGAGAAAAAUCUCUGUUGUUCCUGUACAAGUUUCUUGUAAAAAUUUGAGUCACAUAUCAAGUCAUACCACAGCCUACAAACAUACCAUUAGAGGUGGAAAACUAGCUGGUGUCUUUUACAAGGAUGAUGGUCAAAGGAAAAACAUAAAAUUACACGGAUCACCAUUUCCCAUAGAUGGCGUAGAUAAUGUUUAUGCCUUUUAUUGUCAAGGGGAGGAACCCUCACUCAUUUACGUUGAAAGUGAAAACCCCGCAGCAAGAGGUUGGUACAAGAAUAGUAAUGGUCAAUGGAUGUGGAUCCUUCAGCUCAGUGGGAUAAAGCGUACUCACAUAGAAACUGGACUUACCUGCGCUCAAUGGACAAGGCUGAAAGAAGUACUGAGUCCACUAGGUUGCAGUAGCUUGAUAGAAUGUUCUUAUGGUAGCAAUAAUCAACAACAAGUUGAAGACGAAAAACAACUCGACAAGGAAGAGAAAGAGGCGGAAAAGGAACGAAAUAAGGCUCUAAAAGCAUCUCUUACUACUCCUGUACUCGAAAACUCUCCAAGUACUAUAAACUCUGAUGCUGCUGGUCCACCUGGUGAAAGUGGAGGUGAUAAAGAUGUUGAAGAAGGUAAAGCUAAAGCUGAAGAAACUAUUCCUGCUCAAAGUACUCAAUCUGGAACUCUUGUUCAACGUCUUGAAGCCUCAGAUGCUGGUAAUGUCUCUUCUCCCCAAAAUGCUUCUCAACAUUAUCAAACUGAUCAAGGUGAACAAACUUCUGCUGGUAAAAAGGGUGAAGAUGGUACUCCUGUUCCUGGUCCAGGUGGAGCUGGAGAAGUUCAGACUAAUAACUCUAGAAGUAUGGGUACUAGUUUGUCAUGGGAAUCAAUUGGUUCCAGUAUUAGGGGGCUAGUUAUUGGAGCGGUUGACACAGCUGCCACUCUACUCACACCUGCUAAAAAACAUGCUCAACCUCAGGCUGCUCCUGUUCAAGAGCCUGGAACUACUCCUGAUACUGAUGAUGCUAGUGGAGAUUCUACUAUUACUACUGCUGCUGUUUCUAGUACUGAUGCUUCUAGUGGACAUACUCAACUUGGAGAUGGUUCUGAAGGAGCCGCUAGUCAAGGUGCUGAUAAAGGAGAAGCUACUCUUCCUGAAGCUCGUAAAGUCCCUUCUGGAGGUUCUCCUGGCUCUUCUCCAAACUCUUCUAAUAAUGGUUGGAAAGUAAUUUUUGGAGGCUCUGCUUCUGCCACUGUAGUUUCUGGUUCCCUUACUGGAUUUGGUUGGUGGAUCUACAAACGUUCUAGAGGAGAUCCUUGGGUUAGACAGAUAUGA